This is a messenger RNA of Medioppia subpectinata, 911 nucleotides long. Lineage: Eukaryota; Metazoa; Arthropoda; Arachnida; Sarcoptiformes; Oppiidae. The record is from the annotation of a GenBank genome assembly.
GAAAUUAUUUCAGACAAUUUUCUACUUAAAAUUCAAUCAUGACUUCAAAAAACUUUAUAAAUAAAAGUGUAAUUUUACAUUUAACUAUACUAUUGACGCUAAACUCGCUGUUAGUGUUGGCAUCGAAAUGCCCGGUAGUUCUGGAGGGCGAGUGUCAGUGCAAAGAGAUAGUCGAGGAGUCGGUAAGUGGUCUGAGAGUGGAAUGCACUCAAACCACUGCCAAGAAGUUAUUCAAUGACAUCGACUUAUUGAGGAAAUCGGGGAAAACAAUAAUCGGACUCCAAGUGAGGGAUUCAGAUCUCCGAGAGUUGUCUAAUCUUCCGUCCGGUUUAUAUAAUGUGCACGAAUUGAUUCUCGACAAUACAGGCAUCGAUUUAGAGACAAUCCGCGAAAGCAAUGAAUUGUUAAAAUUAUUGAAAAAAUUUCGAGUCUAUCACGAAAAUUUCACCGAAAUUCCCGAAGAUUUCUUCCUCGGUAUGGAUGAGCUCAAGAAUCUGGCGCUGAAUGACAUCGGAAUCGCUUAUAUAAGUAAAGACGCGUUCAGUUAUUUGGAGGAUUCGCUCAAACAGUUGGAGUUAAGGGAAAACAAAUUAAGAAGUUUUCCGAUUGCUAUUAAAGUGUUGUCUCAUUUGGAAAGUUUGGAUUUGUUUGGCAAUGAGAUUAAGACAGUGCCCGACGACCUCACCUUCUAUUUGCAAUCCAGUCUUAAACGGCUCAAGAGAUUGACAUUAAAUUACAUCAACUGCACGUGCGAUUUUGGUCAAACCGAUUUUGCCACUUGGAUCCGCUCGCACGCCAUCAAAGGGGUCACCUGUAAGACACCGAAUCGACUCUUCGGCAAAGAUAUAUCGGUCACACCUAUCGAAGAGUUUUGUGAAUAUGUUUCCAAUACUCAACACAAAUUAUUAUGA